Lingula anatina is the source of this 3697-nucleotide messenger RNA. RefSeq lists its product as uncharacterized. The record is from RefSeq and is a predicted model, not a curated record. NCBI's taxonomy places the organism in Eukaryota, Metazoa, Brachiopoda, Lingulata, Lingulida, Lingulidae.
UUCUUACUCAACGUUAUUUCCACGGUGGGGGUAUAUUUGAUCUAUGAUGACUUUUCUUCAAUUUUGAUUGUCACAAGAAAAAUGUAAUGUGAAAGAUGGUUGAAAUGUGACAAGAGAAAAGAGCAGUGGAAACUUUUAGAAAAAGUAACGUGUUUUUUAAGAUCAUGGUUUUUGUUCUACUGUUAGGAAGGUUGCAUACGGUGCAGUUCACUUAAAAGAAGCAGAUGGACCUGCUUUAUAAAGUUAAAAAAGUUGAAAGAAAAGGAUAAACAAAGUUUACCAAAUUUUGUUUCAUUAGAAUGAACCUAGAUCAACCUAAAGCCUGUUUUCUGCCUCAAAAAACGUUCAAUGUGUCAGUGUUGAAGGUUAUGUAAAUAGCAGUUGGAACACUGACAAUCAGUGCACUGAGGCAUAGGUCUACUCGUGAAAUGUCUUCAAAUUUUUUGAAGCUUUAGAAAUUAAAUCGGAUCUUGCGCAUGAUGUACGGUGUCGUAAGGGUUCAUAUUGAACAAAGAAUGUUCUGCUGACAGGCGCGUGUAUUAACGUAUGAGAAAACGCACCGCGGUGUUUGUGAACACAUGCCCAAAUGUUACGGGUCUGUUGACGCUAAUAUCAGCAAUAACAACGCACUUUUUUUUCAAAAAACAAGUUGCGUUUGUGAUUUUAAAAUUACAACUGUAAGUUGGUUUCUCCUUCACUUCAGUUCCCCUAUUAUCACUUCUAGGUCUAAAUCUCUGAGCGUCUUGAUAAGACUUAACCGUCACACCUCGCGGGAAAGUCAACACCGUGUCAACGUACAAAUAAUUAUUGUUAAUAAAUUCACUGGCAAAAUAGUCGAAGAGAGAGCAGUUUUAAAAUGCUCUAGGCACUGAUUUUUCUUCUUUUACUUAAGAGGAGCAAAGAAAUAUGUCGUUAAAUUGAAGCAGGCCCAGUAAAAAACAUGAUUUUUCAAUUAUGACAGUCCUAUCCAAAAGAACGGUUUUAUAAUGUCUCAAAUUUUUCGGAUUCAAUUUAAAGAAAUAGCUGACUUCAUUGUUCCGCGUACGUCUGACAUUUUCCGAAUUUGAUUUUUUAUACGAUAAAGACCUAUUUUUUUAAUUUCUCUAGAAUUCCAGUACAAUUUUAAAGAUUGUAUCAUAAUGGGCCUGUGUGGUGUAUUUAGUACAGUGUAUUCAUUAUAUAAUGCUGGCAUUGCACUCACACAGUAUAUUUAUGAGAGAGAGAGAGAGAGAGAGAGAGAGAGAGAGAGAGAGAGAGAGAAUUGGAAGGAAGACAGAGCUAUUUUAAAAGGAUGUAAUAUAAAAGCUACAUUUUCUGCAGCAGUUCUCCGAGGUAGAGGAGUAGUGGCAGAGAGAUGGCACUAAUGUACCGCAAGGUGCUCUCCGUGAUUACACAACCGCCAAGCUCCAGGUCGGACUCCAUGAUAGAACAGCUAUUCCCCUGGUUCCAGAAAAAAUCGGAGUUGUUCAAAUCUCUACAGCGAGACGUCAUGAAGGAUAUCAUUCGGAAUUGUGAAUUUAUUACCUGUCACAGGGAUGAUGUUAUUAUUCAGCAGUCCGACACAGGGAACAGAUUCUACAUCAUACUGGGAGGUCAAAUUUCCAUUUACAUAAAUAACAAAAUUGAAGAAGAUGAAGCAAGUGGCUCGGUAGAAAGCGGUAGGCUGAGGAAGAAGACGGCAGCCGAGGUACCGGGAUACAAAGCUAUAGAUAGAAGUGUGUAUGGAGCAUUCGUGACCACGCUGGGUGAAGGUAAAAGUUUUGGUGAAGUAGCCCUGAUUACCGAGGACUGCGUCCGUACCGCCACCGUUAUAGCUGACACCAAGACAGAUUUACUGGUCGUCAGCAGAGAACUCUUCAAUCGCUGUCUGAGAGCUGCACAGGAACAAGAGUUUAAUGCUAAAAUGGCCUUUGCUAACACAUGCGAAUACUUCUGUAACUGGCGGCCGAAAUAUAAGAAACAAGUCGCCAUGAGCCUCAUCCGACGCAAGGCGGCUUUUGAUGAGAAGAUUGUGAAACAGGGAAGCUCAGUAGAGGGGAUCUUUUUUGUCAUCAAGGGUCAAGUCAAGAUUACCAUGGACCCGUCGUCACAUUGGCGCCAAAACUCGGCCGUCUGGCAGGUCGAUAGCUGCUUCUGGACAAAGGUCAUGCGGCCGGAUUUCAGGAGCAAACUGUGUGGCAUGGAAUCUGCGAAGGUGGAAGAACAGGAACGCUCACGUAGAGACGUAGAAGUUUGCAUAGCAGCUCCAUUAGAAGCAAUAGGAGAAGUAGAGGUUUCUCUUGAUAUUCCUACCUAUCUACAGACAGCCACUGCCAUAGAACCUUGUGAGUUGCUUUUGCUCACCAAAAGAGCAUAUGAUCGCCUGGUUCUGAAAAAGUACACGAAGACAGCGGACGCUUUGAUCGCACAAUCAAGAAAUAAGAUAGGAAGACGUCUGGAAAGGUUUUCUAAAAACGAUAACCCAUACUUUCUGCGCUGUCUUUGGCUGAAAUUGCACAUUGACGAUCAAAAAUCCCCGCAGGAUGGGUCCUCUACCUCUGAAAGCAAACUUUCAUUCAUCAAUACUACGAAGGAACUAGGUGCUAAAGCUUCUGGCGCUUCUUUCUCGAUUGGAAAAACACAGGCAGAUCAUUGGCAGACAUUUUCUCCAGCUAAGCAGCAAGCCUCACAAAGUGCAAUAUGGACGACUUUCAACAAGAAGAUGGGAGGAGAAGGCCGGGGAGCGACUGGCCUGACCUCUAUAUGUGAGGAGGCAAAGUACAGUAGAAGAGAACAAACAAAGAUUACUAGAAGGAAGCCAUUGUCAGGCCAGAGAGAGGCAUUGAAACGGACGGAAACGUUGGCGACUAUUUUACCAAUUAAUGAGAAAGCAAAAUUAGAAGGAGCGGCGAAUGAAAAAGUUGGUGCUAAUUUUCAACCAGCGUCCCCUCUUUCACCGAAGGAAGAGAUGGUGCGGUCGGCUACAGUGACAGGACUGAGUGAACUGGAUAGAUGGAUAUAUAGUCCACGAGGUGAGGAGAAGCAGACAAAGUAUAAAGAGGAGUGUACGGACUGGGAGACCAGUGACGAGGCCCUGAGUAUGCUAGAGUCGAGGUUGAAGACGUGGCUCAGUGAACUGGAAAGCACAGACAAGAAACCAAAGCGCGUUUUCCGCUUGCGUCGGUUUUCUUCAGACAACGCCGCCCCUCCCCUGCCUGGACAGAAGGUGAUCAUGUCACCCAGACGAAACAAAAGUGACACGGAGUGGACGGUGGGAUCAGACGAGGACGACGACAAAACGCUGGCCUAUAGCGACUCUCCUGUGGAGUCCAUGGAGGAUUAUAGUUUACUUCGAUAUAAACCAAGAAGAGCUUCCAGAUUAUCCAUGUCGUCGGAUGGCGCAGAUGGAAGUGAUGCCUAUUAAGGAACGCCCGAGUGACCUAAGAAGAUAACCAGCGCCAAGUAGACCUAACUGAAGAAAGAAGAACGCCGAAUACAGCUUGGCCGUCUUCACCAGUUCGCGCCAUCAGAGGGUGAACAUAAUACAGCAAAACUUACGGAAGAUGUGGUUCGACGGUUUCAGACCCAUUCUAUAUAUAUAAUUAUUUUAUAUAUACUUCUUCGGGUGUUUUUUCAACUUAAAAGUUGUCCGAUACCAAAAGGCAGCUCAAAUACAAAGUUUACAUAUAUUUUAACUGAAUAAAAACUGUAAAGAAAA